Sardina pilchardus (European sardine) is the source of this 1689-nucleotide messenger RNA. RefSeq names its product DEP domain-containing mTOR-interacting protein-like. Bases 125 to 553 code for a protein of 142 amino acids. The record is from RefSeq and is a predicted model, not a curated record. Gene Ontology annotation, molecular function: protein binding. The transcript is spliced from 5 exons. Gene Ontology annotation, biological process: negative regulation of TORC1 signaling; negative regulation of protein kinase activity; negative regulation of TORC2 signaling. NCBI's taxonomy places the organism in Eukaryota, Metazoa, Chordata, Actinopteri, Clupeiformes, Clupeidae.
CUUGUUGGGUGUUUGCCUUCUAGUUUAACAUUUACACCAGAUCAGUGCACACAGUCCAGAUAGCGCUCACCUUGCACGCUCUCUUGGCACUUUCUGUUGGCAAGUCUGUAGGGGGCAUCGAAGCAUGGGACCCCGCACUGCUCCCUCUCCAUCUAAAGAAGUGAAGCCCAGGUCUGGGGGUCAGCCGGGCAGAGUGAGUGACCGUGAGUGCCACGGUAACCCUCCAGUGCUGAACAACCCAAAAUCAGUCGUGAAGAGGCAGGUCAGCCCGGAGGAACUUCAGACACCAGGGGGGCCCUACAUUAAGAGGACAUUCACUAUCGUGGGCGAUGAUGUGGGCUGGGGCUUCGUGGUCAGAGGCAGCGCCCCCUGCCACAUCCAAGCUGUGGACCCCAGCGGUCCGGCUGCAGCAGUGGGAAUGAAGGUCCGUCAGUUUGUGGUCUCUAUCAAUGGCGUUAACGCCCUGUCUCUGGACUACCGGACAGUCAGCCACCUCAUUCUCACUGGCCCGCGCACCGUUGUCAUGGAAGUCAUGGAACCUCUCGACUGCUGAGGUCACUAACAGCAGCCAAUGUUGGCACACCCACUUGCACAGUGGUGCAAGAAAAUCCAUACCAACAACAACAACAACAACAACAUCAAACACAGACAACAUCCUCAAAGAAUAUGUGUGUCCAUCCAGAUAUUCAAAACGUACACAUUUGGAUUGUGCCCUUCCUAUCCUCCCUGAGCGUUAAAACAUAGGCUGACCUUUCACCUGCAUUUUGUUUACUUCCCAUCCCACUUUAUGUCAGAGGAGGAAUCCAACAGAGCUGUCAACGUAUCAAGAUAAGAGAAGAUUGUGAGCUCUUCGGUGUGGUAGGGUGUUAUUUGGUUUCUAAGGAAGUAAAAUUAUGCAAUCAUCAUUCAGUCAGCAGCUUAACGAAACAACGCAGUGCAGCAUUGUCUUACACACCAUUUUACAGUGUGUGAAAAGAUGACAAGCACUUCAGAUUAGCCGGUAAUAUUCAGUCUAAGAAUAGGCUAUGUCUCCCUUGGUUUUUUUUAUUUUUAUUCUAUUUUUACUUUUGAGUGAUUUGACAGGUUCAUUUGAGUUUUAUGUCACUUAGAGAUAAAAAGUAUUUGAAUGAUCUCUGUGAGAAAAGGAAGGUCCCUAAAGCUCAUAUCUAUUGUUGUUCCAAAGAGCAUUCUAUGGGGUCAAAGGUCAAAGAAAGGUGAUUGAUUCAUGAGUUAUGUGUCACAUGUAGAUAUUGUUUUCAAUAAUUGUAUUAUUUUUAAUCUGCGUAUGUAGGCUAGAUGAUUUAGAUUACAUAAAAAGAUCUGUGAUUUAUACUGAUCUCAGUUAACAUCCACAGAGAAUAGAUAGGACAUAUUGUAGACAGUGCAUACUGUAUAUGAAAUUAAAUGUACAUUUAGGAAAUUCACAUUUCUCAUGUGUCCUUUACCCUUGAUGUAAUGAUACUGGAUUGGAUGUGUAAUGCCACGUGAUGUGUAAUUCAUUAAUUUAAUAUAACCUUCAUAUAUUUAUUGUAUAGUUGAGAGGAAUCUGAGCGAAGCACAUGAAUAGGAAUUAAUGUCUAUUUGAUUCUAUAUUUCUAGGCCUAUGAUAGGUCUAUAACUCAGUGCUGUAUUCUGUUCCAAGUUAUUUUAUUAUGAAGAAUAAUUAAAACAUAUAAUAUUUUAUCAACA